This is a messenger RNA of Acipenser ruthenus (sterlet), 4655 nucleotides long. RefSeq names its product E3 ubiquitin-protein ligase CBL-like. Gene Ontology annotation, biological process: cell surface receptor signaling pathway; negative regulation of epidermal growth factor-activated receptor activity. Gene Ontology annotation, cellular component: membrane raft; plasma membrane. Bases 302 to 3136 code for a protein of 944 amino acids. The record is from RefSeq and is a predicted model, not a curated record. The transcript is spliced from 16 exons. Lineage: Eukaryota; Metazoa; Chordata; Actinopteri; Acipenseriformes; Acipenseridae. Gene Ontology annotation, molecular function: calcium ion binding; receptor tyrosine kinase binding; SH3 domain binding.
UUCAAUACUGUACUCGUUUAUAAUAAUAAGUUUCUUCAAACGACUCGCGAGUUAAUUCUUUGUGAACAAGCCCCCUACUGCAUGUUAGGUUUGCUGAGACAGUGUGGUGCGAGGAAGAGGUUUGUACGCGUUUUUCUUUAAUCACAGCACUUCAGACAGCUAUCCACGACAGAAAUGAAACAUUUGAAAACAUACCGAGAUGGAAACGCUGCAGAGAAAAAUGCGCGACGUAAGAGCGUCAACGUAACGCAGAGAGCGAGGGCGGGGCUCGCGAGGGGAGGCGCUCGAGAAGCGGAAAAGGAUGUGCGCGGGGGCUCGUAGGGGGUGGACGGUGAUAGAAAAAGGCGGUGUUAAUUAUUCUAAUGUGUUUAUUUAUUUAUUUUUAACCCGCCGCCUCCUCCUCUCCUUAUUUUUUAAGUAUUGUAAAUAUAUAUAUAUAUAUUUCCGUACGGACACGCAGUGUUUGGUGGUGCGCUUGUGCCAGAACCCGAAGCUGGCUCUGAAGAACAGCCCUCCGUACAUCCUGGACCUGCUCCCGGAUACGUACCAGCACCUGCGCACCAUCCUGUCGCGCUACGAGGGCAAGAUGGAGACGCUGGGGGAGAAUGAGUACUUCAGGGUCUUCAUGGAGAACCUGACCAAGAAGACCAAGCAGACCAUCAGCCUGUUCAAGGAAGGCAAGGAGCGGAUGUACGAGGAGAACUCGCAGCCCAGACGCAACCUGACGAAGCUGUCGCUGAUAUUCAGCCACAUGCUGGCAGAGCUGAAAGCCAUCUUUCCAAACGGACUGUUUCAGGGAGAUAACUUCAGGAUUACCAAGGCAGACGCCGCUGAGUUCUGGAGGAAAGCUUUCAGUGACAAAAGCGAGGUUGAAGACCCUGAACUGAUGUCCUGCUUCCCUCCCAGGACGAUCGUUCCCUGGAAGAUAUUCCGGCAGGCUCUGCACGAGUUUCACCCAAUCAGCUCCGGCCUGGAGGCUAUGGCACUGAAAUCCACAAUUGACCUCGCGUGCAAUGAUUAUAUCUCAGUGUUCGAGUUCGACAUCUUCACCAGGCUCUUUCAGCCAUGGUCAUCCUUGCUCCGAAACUGGAACAGCCUGGCAGUCACACACCCUGGCUACAUGGCCUUUCUCACAUACGAUGAGGUGAAGGCCAGGCUCCAGAAAUUCAUCCAUAAACAUGGCAGUUACAUAUUCCGGUUGAGCUGCACAAGGUUGGGUCAGUGGGCGAUAGGAUAUGUCACAGCGGAUGGAAAUAUUCUCCAGACAAUCCCUCACAACAAACCUCUGUUCCAGGCCCUCAUCGACGGCUUCAGGGAAGGAUUUUAUCUGUUUCCCGAUGGCCGCACACAGAAUCCUGAUCUCACUGGGCUGUGCGAGCCCUCUCCACAAGAUCAUAUCAAAGUCACACAGGAACAAUACGAGCUGUACUGUGAAAUGGGCUCCACCUUCCAGCUGUGUAAGAUCUGUGCGGAGAAUGAUAAAGAUGUGAAGAUCGAGCCCUGUGGGCACCUCAUGUGCACGUCCUGUCUGACAGCUUGGCAGGAGUCCGAAGGCCAGGGCUGCCCGUUCUGUCGCUGUGAGAUCAAAGGCACGGAGCCCAUCGUGGUGGACCCCUUCGACCCCAAGGAUAACAGCGGGGGGUCCUUCAGCAGGGCUUGGUUCGGGGCUGAGGGGACCCCCUCCCCUAACUACGAUGACGAUGAUGACGACAGGCUGGAGGACCCCCUCUUCAUGAUGAGUAAACUGGCCUGUUCAAAGGAGGAGCGCCCCCCAUCCCCCAUGUCUCUGGCCCCCCAGGCUUCCCUGCCACCUGUCCCUCCCCGACUGGACCUUCUGCAGCACCGGCCUUGCAACCCCCCUGGUGCAUCCAGCCCUGGAGCCACCUCCAAGGCCUCCUCUCAUCACAAGGACAAGCCCUUGCCUCUGCCCCCUGCUCAGAGAGACCUCCCUCCACCCCCUCCCCCAGACCGGCAGAACUCCGCAGGGGGAGAGGGUCGCCUCCAGAGACGCCCCCUGCCCAUUACCCCCGGAGAGCUGCCCAGGGACAAGCUUCCCCCAACCCCGCCAAACCGGGGCGGAACGGACUGGCAGUCCCGGCCUGUCCCCAAAGCCCCUGUCCCCUCCAAUGUCCCUGUCCAGCUUCCCAACCCUGUGGACUGGCCAGGGAGAGAGCUGUCCAACAGGCACUCCCUUCCCCUGGCACUGCCUUCUACCAUGGACGUCCGGCCGGAGGCACAGAGGCAGACCAGCAUGCUAAGUCUGGACAACCAAGUGAACUUCAGCGCUGGUGCCUCGGUGAGUCAGGAGUAUGAUAACCCCAAAGUGAAGCCGUCUGUCUCUGCCAAUGCAAUCUAUGCCCUUGCAAGCAGACCGCUACCUGCUCUGAAAUCCCUGGCAGCUGAAGAAGUGUCGGACAGGGACGAGGAAUCUGAGUACAUGUCUCCUUCUUCACGCCCAGCGUUCCCCCCACCAAACACAGCCGUGCCUGAGCUCAACCACAGAGUGAGCCAGCCUGCCACUCGCAACUCCAGACUGGCAGUGAGCGAGAUGGAAAUGGAGGGUCCCCAGAUGUACGAAGCCAUGUAUAACAUUCAGUCCCAGGCCUUAUCUUCUACCACGCAGCAAGCCAGAGACUCUGACUAUGCAGAUUUGCCCCCUGCUGUUGCUGCCUCUGCCAAUGGUCUGGGCCCCCUGCAGAUUGACGAUGAUGAGGAGGAGGAGGAGGAGGAAAAUGGGUACGAUUUCCCCAAACCUCCCCUGCCCUUGGCUCCAGCCAGACGCACACUGUCUGACAUCUCCAGCGCCACCUCAGCCUUCAGCAGGCUGUCUAUGGACAGUGAUGCAGCUUCUCCUAGUACUUCUUUUGCAGAUGGCAGUCAAGUACCAGAGAGACCACCCAAGCCUUUACCUCGCCGAAUAAACUCGGAGCGUCGGCCAAGCCCUGUCCCCCAGAACAGUAGCGGAGGUGCGGUGAACCCCCUCGUCUCCAGCGAGAUAGACAACCUCAUGAGCCAAGGCUACUCCUAUCAGGACAUUCAGAAGGCACUGCUGAUUGCAAAAAACAAUAUCGAAAUGGCCAAGAAUAUCCUGAGAGAAUUUGUCUCCAUUCCUUCCACAGCCCACAUCCUCACGUAACCCGGCUUCUUUGAUUCCUCUCCCCGUCUCUCUCUUUCUUUCUGUGUCUCUGUCGGUCCCAUACUGCUUGUAAGACUGCCUCUGCAGCGAAGCUGACUCCAUCUUGCCUGCCCAAACCCACAGACCGGGGUACGGUAGCUUACAGAGUAAGUAAGUAGCGGGGUUCUGAAAAUAUGUAACGCUACAAGUAACGUACCUGUAAUUAUUUUUCUUUUCAUCGUCAACAUACUGACAACUUUUUACAUUUAUUUAUAACUUUAUAGUCUGUUUCAAAGCUCUUUUCAAAAUGUCUGCUCUAGUGCACUGAUAGUGUCAGGAUUAUUGCCUACAUUGUCAAACAGGUAGCACAGCAAUAACGAUCCAUGAUGUGGUACGGAACAGAAAAGCCAGAACACUUGUUAUGUUUAUUUGAAUUUUUUUUUUUUUUUUUAAUCGCUCUUCCUGCAGUGAUUUAGAGGACAGAUCUCAAACCCUUAUGCACUAGAGCAGACAUUUUGAAAAGAGCUUUGAAACAGACUUUUUAAAGUGUAGAAAGUUGUCGGGAUGUUAACAGUGAAAAGAAAAAUGACAGGUAAGUUCUUUAAACAGUUGUAGCAACAUGCGGGGACGUGCAAUGCUAUAUUUUUUGGAACCCCGCUACUUACUCUUUAAGAUUCUUACUUUUAAAGGGGCUUGAUGCUUGAUGUAACAAAACAAAAUAGCUCCAUUCCAGCGUUUAUGGUUCAGACUCACUCAGACAGCUAUAGAAAGUAUAAUUAAUAAAAUCAUGUUCUAUCUUUUGUUAAUAACAAACAUAAGAUUAACAUUGUGUAUGUCCAGGCUUUGUGAAAAUGUGUGACGUAGCAGUGUGUGGUGUCUGGUUAACCCAGAUUACAACCAAGCAUAAAAGAUAAUUGGGACCUUCUACAGCAAAGAACAUUUUAACUGUGCGUUUGUUAUACCCCACAACUCAAUGGAGGCUGUCCUACAGAUGAGUCAGUUCUGGGAGCAACACCAUCUCCCCAUAAGAAGUAGAGACUUUGUGCCUAUAUGACUAUAGAAAUUCCCCUUACUGCAGUUCCUGAUUUGUGCCUCAUCCAUUUUAUCUUAUUGCAUGGAUGGAUGUGUUUGCAGUUCAACUGUUCUUGAAAGGCAACAGUAACGCGUGGAUAUGAACCCGCUUUGAACUCCCUCAGACCAUAAUCUGCAUCCUGCGUUCAAUGCCUUGGUGGGAACAGCCUUGUUUUCUACAUGGUCUUUUAAUGGAUCAUUAUUUAAAGUGCAUAUGGAAUCUGACUGGUUUUAAAACCAGGGUGGCCUGGACACCUGGUUCAUUAUCCUCUUGCUCUGAAGCUGGAACGGAGACUGGUAGGACAUCAUAAAAUAGCUGUUGGGUCCAUUUAAAAAAAAAAAAAAGAAACAAACAUCUUUAGUGUUUGAGAGCUUUUUUGUUUUAGAGCUACCAAUAAGAAGUGCUGGUUGUCAUUCUUGGCUUGAGCCAUCACCUCAGAUGUGUAUCGGUCUUUUUUUCUUUUUUUUU